Molecule: messenger RNA, 2371 nt
Organism: Cuscuta campestris
Lineage: Eukaryota; Viridiplantae; Streptophyta; Magnoliopsida; Solanales; Convolvulaceae
Source: the annotation of a GenBank genome assembly
GGUCAAGUUGUGUUCCGUAAUGCUGAGCAACGAGAAAAUUGUGGAAAGAUCGCAUUUUUCCCCCCUUCUUCUUCCUCUGUACGACCAUCCGCAGAAGCAAACGAACCACUCCAUUUGAGAUCAUUGAAAGCGGUCACAGAUUCCUCGCCUUUUUCUCAUUCUGUCGGGACCCGUUGAGGAAUCGGAACUUGAGGAUCCUUUCUUCAAUUCAUUUUCUGCUGACGGAUUGAGAGUUUUUUGUUUUGUUUUUUUAAAUCCCAACUAGCCUUCUUCUUCUUCUUCUCAUCUGUUUUAGAAGAAGGCUUUCUGGGAUUAUAAAUCUUUCCUUGGCGAAACUUCGAUGAAAAUGAUAAGAUGGUGGAUUGCAUCACUGCAAUUGGCGGAGCUUUUUGUAACCUCUGUGGUUCAUUUGGUGUACGGCUUUUAUAUAUUCAGCACCGCUGUGGCCGGUGAUCUCUCUCUGGGGUUGAGUGAUUGGUUCUUCAAGCCCAAUCUGGAGAAUGGGUUGAAGGCAGAUGAGCCAAACAAGAUCUCCAGCGUCACAGAUUUGCCUCCCAUUGUGUUGGUACAUGGAAUCUUUGGUUUUGGCAAAGGGAGAUUGGGUGGGUUAUCUUAUUUUGCAGGAGCAGAGAAGAAAGAUGAAAGGGUUCUCGUUCCGGAUUUGGGUUCGUUGACUAGUGUUUAUGAUAGGGCACGGGAAUUGUUUUACUAUUUGAAAGGAGGUCAGGUUGAUUAUGGGGAAGAGCACAGCAAGGCGUGUGGCCAUUCUCAAUUCGGAAGAACUUAUGAGCAAGGACAUUAUCCUGAGUGGGAUGAGGAUCAUCCAAUUCAUCUUGUUGGGCAUUCUGCUGGAGCGCAAGUUGCUCGUGUUCUGCAGCAAAUGCUCGCUGACAAGGCAUUCAAGGGGCAUGGAAACACUUCAGAGAAUUGGGUGCUAAGCAUAACAUCAUUAUCUGGCGCUUUUAAUGGCACAACAAGAACUUACUAUGAUGGAAUGCAGCCGGAAGAUGGGAGAUCUUUGAAACACAUCUCGCUGCUCCAGCUUUGCCGCAUUGGAGUGAUAAUCUAUGAUUGGUUUGACAUACCAUGGCUGAAGGCCUACUACAAUUUUGGGUUUGAUCAUUUCAACAUGUCUUGGAAGGAAAGUGGCAUUUGGGGUUUCGUCGAUUGCCUUUUAGGAAAUGCGGGCCCGUUUGCUUCAGGGGACUGGAUACUUCCAGACCUUACGAUCCAGGGUGCUAUCAGACUGAACAGCCACUUGCACACAUUUCCCAACGCAUACUACUUCAGCUAUGCCACACAGCGCACAAAAAAACUCAUGGGGUUUACAGUGCCUUCUGGCUUACUUGGAAUACAUCCUCUACUGUUUAUCAGAGUACUCCAGAUGUGCAUAUGGCGACAUCCUGCUGAUGUCACCCCACCUUACAAAGGUUACAGGGAUGAGGACUGGUGGGACAAUGACGGAGCACUAAACACUAUAUCCAUGACUCACCCACGAUUGCCCGUUGAACAUCCAAGUCAUAAUGUUGUUGCGGAUUCUGACUGCCAGCCAUUGCAACCAGGCAUCUGGUAUUAUAAGAUAGUGGAAGGGGAUCACAUUCUUUUCAUUGUGAAUCGCGAAAGAGCGGGAGUUCAAUUUGAUGUGAUAUACGACAGCAUAUUUGAGCGCUGCAGGAAGCACGUCUUUAGGAAACUUCCAACCCUCCCUGACCAGGCCAGCCUCUAGGUAGGUAGCUCUGCAAAGCCGAAGAGCAGUACGGUCAAUGGAGAUAUCAUGUAGUAGUAAUUUGUUGUUGUGUUAGAAUUCUGUCUUCUUCUUCUUCUUCUUUCCUCUGCCCUCUUUUGAUCGACGAAAUAUGCUAUCCUGACACCAAAGGUGACACCACCCUACUCACAGACCAGCAUAGACAAUGCAUGAAAGGGUAACACCAGAGUAUGACACCGUGUGUUUCACAGACAUGCAUGCAUGUCUCUAUGAAACACAUGGCAUGUCAUGUCUGUAUGUGUGACCCAAAUAAUGACAUCAGAGUUUGACACCAUGUGUUUUUAAACUUAGGUAUGUGUGUGAAGGUGGUGUCAACUAAGCAUUCCCCCUUUGAUUGAUUCCUUCUCAAUUCAUAGAUAGAGAAGACCCAUUAGGUUUGUUGAAGAAAAAAAUUUGGAAUGUUUGUACGGAUGAUUCAUUGACCGCAGACUACCCGAAUGGGCACACACAUCGUUUAAUGCUCUGUAUGUAUUGGCUCAUUUUGUAACUCAUACUUUGGAUGUGAUAAAUAGAAUGCUUCCUCAAAAGAACCAAGGGUUGCUGAAAUGUUGAUUCAUCACAUGUGCUAUUUUUUCUUUUUUAUUUAGUGAAAUUUGCUGUGUAUUA